Messenger RNA from Rotaria sp. Silwood1, 390 nucleotides. Lineage: Eukaryota; Metazoa; Rotifera; Eurotatoria; Philodinida; Philodinidae. The record is from the annotation of a GenBank genome assembly.
AUGGACAAACAGCAAAUUGAAUUAGCUCUUUUUGAUACAGCUGAUUUAGAAGAUUAUAAUCUUCUUCGUCAAUUAUCCUAUCCUAAUACACAUGUUGUUCUCAUAUGUUUCAGUGUUGAUAAUCCAGUAUCACUUGUGAAUGUUACUAUAAAAUGGAUACCAGAAGUUCGAGUUCAUUGUGAUCAAUGUCCAGUGACCUUAGUAGCAUGUGAAAAACUGGUGACAACUGAAAUUGGAAAACGAAUAGCAACACAAAUUAAAGCUGAUGCUUAUAUGAAAUAUUCAGAUAAAACUUGUAAAGAUGUACAAGAUUUAUUUAUUCUAGCUGCUCGUUUAUCACUUAGAAAUCAUUCUCAUAGAAAAUCACGUCAAAAUUGUGUUUUGUGCUAG